Bradysia coprophila is the source of this 1371-nucleotide messenger RNA. It is a transcript of the gene St2, whose product is annotated as Sulfotransferase 2. The record is from RefSeq and is a predicted model, not a curated record. Gene Ontology annotation, molecular function: sulfotransferase activity. NCBI's taxonomy places the organism in Eukaryota, Metazoa, Arthropoda, Insecta, Diptera, Sciaridae.
CUAAAUAACGGCACGGUAAGCUGCACUCGGAUAUAACAAAUGCAUUCGAGCAAAAUGUUUCAGUGCAAAGUUUAACGUCUUUGAAGAAUAUCUCUCGGCGUUCGGAUACACAUAUUUGCCCAUCGAAACCGAUUCAAUUUGAUAACCGAAAGUAAAAACCGAUUUCCGAAAAUCAAAAUGAAAUUGUGCUACGAACUGCUGGAUGAUUCGAUUGCCGAUCGAUUAGAUUCAUUUUACAAUAAGACCAACAAUAAUUUCAUUGAAGUGAAUCCGGGAAAUGUUGUUAUGCCGCGGAUAUAUCGGGAUAUUGGUGAUCAGGUGUUGAAUUUCGAUGUGCGACACGACGACAUAUGGAUGAUUUCAUAUCCUCGUACAGGUUCGACGUGGGCUCAAGAGAUGAUUUGGCUGCUAGCGAAUGAUUUGAACUAUGAGGGCGCAAAGCAUUUACAACAACUUCGAGCACCUUUGUUGGAGUUAAGCGCAUACUUCCAAGACGACUACAAUUCUUGGAUCACGAGCAACAUCGGAAAUUCGGUCCAAUUGGCUCACAGUUUGCCUAGUCCUCGUUUCAUAAAAUCUCACUUACCUUGGCAACUUCUACCGAAAAGUUUGGCAACGGUCAAACCGAAGAUCAUUUACAUCGCUCGCAAUCCGAAAGACACAUGCGUGUCAUUCUAUCACUACAUGUCACUGAUACACAAAGUGGUCGGAACGUUUGAGGAAUUUUGCAAUCUAUUUCUAAAUAACAAGGCCGUCUGCGGUUCGAUAUGGCCGCAUAUGCUGCCGUUUUGGAACCGACGAAACGAUCCGAACAUUCUGUUCCUCAAAUACGAAGACAUGAAGAGAGACUUGAGCAACACCAUCUAUCGGUGUGCCGAUUUUCUCGGCGUCAGCGACAAACUGAACGCCGAAGAGGUGUCCCGGAUGUGUGACCAUUUGAAUUUCGAUAAAAUGCAACGUAAUCAGGCGGUCAAUUUGGAGCCGAUUUACAAUCCGAAUGGCGAGGUGGACGACACACAUUCAGCGAAAUUUAUCCGGAAAGGGCAGAUCGGCGAUUGGAAGAAUUAUAUGACACGCGAAAUGUCCGAACGAUUCGAUGAAUGGAUUGAUCAGCAUUCGAGCGAUACGAAUUUGGAAUUUGAGUACGAAUAAAUCAACCACGGAACCAUCAUUCCGUUCUCGAUUUGUACGGAAUGGGGGCUACCGAAUCGACAGUUUAUUUUUUGGUAUAUGACAUUCAGUACACUAUACGAACUCACACAAAAUAUUUGUUGGCAAAUUGUUUGCUUGGCACAAUUGCAUGAAUUCAAUUAUAAUACGAACAAAGUUAGAAUAUUCAGAGAUAAUAUAAAAUCCUUUAGUGUUGAAUAA